Messenger RNA from Microdochium trichocladiopsis, 812 nucleotides. RefSeq lists its product as uncharacterized. The record is from RefSeq and is a predicted model, not a curated record. The transcript is spliced from 2 exons. Lineage: Eukaryota; Fungi; Ascomycota; Sordariomycetes; Xylariales; Microdochiaceae. The coding region runs from base 87 to 812 and encodes 241 amino acids.
GUGAAUACAAUUGCUUCAGCACCUGCCGCUACUCAUUAUCUUUACUGCGCCUUUACCUUAUCCAAAAACCUUUGACAGCAACUAAAAUGCAUCUUAUAACAUCCUUCAUCGCCGCCAUGGCCUUUAUGCCAAGCAAUGUCUAUGCAAGACAUCAUCAUAAACUACUAAGGACCCCCAGCGGAGUCACCGUGGAGCUGAUCAAUACUAAAGGCGAUAUAUUCUAUCUUCAAGGCUUUUCUGCCAACCAAUCUGUGACUUUGCGGCCUAGUGCUGACUUGGGGCAAGCCGCCUCGUCAGACCUACAGGCCGACUUCCGAUGCGAGCUUCGUAAUGCUGGCCAGAACAACAACCGAAUCAUCGUCACGCGAGACAAGAGCAUCGACUUCACCUUCGGAGUUGGUAAAGCUUGGACACUUCAGCCUGGCGGGCCUGUCGAGGCUUCUCACUUGCGCGUCACGUGCGAUCCAGCACUGAGAAAGACAGAUCCCGAUCAGCGUGUUGAAAUCCGCGUAACUCUGUCAAAAAGUUCGGAGGAGUUUGCGCGCCAGCUUGAUUUCUCGGACUCGGAGGGUCGAAACGACCAGAUGCAAUCGGUUGGUGGCACUUUCACUCAUGUAGAGCUCUUCGUAGGCCCUGGAGUGGACAAUCAAGCGCUCCGUUGCAAGGCAUUGAACCGCGGGCAAGUCGUGCUGCUCAACCGAGGCAUCAACCUGAACAAGCAAACCUUUGGCGACGGGGGCAACGGGAGGUGGACAGUUGCUGGAGGGCUUAGUGAGAUCGACGAGGUCAUCUGUAGUCCGACAUUCCGCUAG